Pelagomonas calceolata is the source of this 2647-nucleotide messenger RNA. The record is from the annotation of a GenBank genome assembly. NCBI's taxonomy places the organism in Eukaryota, Pelagophyceae, Pelagomonadales, Pelagomonadaceae.
GAGACGACGCGCAGCAAUCGAGCCCUGAGCCACAGACUCACGGGCUUCGAGCCCGACGACAGCAGCCAUGAGUGCGCUGCACGCGCGUAAGACGGCGCACGGCACCGCUGCGACAGCCGAUGAAGCGGUAGCAACACAAGCAGUGGGCGACCGUCCGCCGCCCGAGGCCCAGCGCGAGCUCUUCGCGCGGGCCUGCGCGGCGCCCGCAACAACAACAAUCCUCGUCGACGCGCAGUUCCUCGCGCAGUGGCGCCUGCACACGUCGCGCAAGAGUGGCGCGCCGGCGCCCGCAGCGAUGGACAACCGCGCGGCGGCGCGGCGCGGCGCGGUCUGGUGGCGCGACUUCGAGUGCGUGCCGCCGGCGGCCUACGACCUGUUGGUGAAGUGGUACGGCGGCGGCCCGCGCGUUGCGCGGCCCGUCGCGGCGAGCGGUGUUGUUGGAGAUGCCGUCGCGCGGCCCUGCGCGACGGCAGUCGCGCGGCCCUGCGCGGAGCCGGUCGACGCGGCCUGCGGCAAUUGUGGAAGGGCCCUGGCCGUGGCGACGGCCCGCGGCUGCGGCGCCUGCCGCGCCGUGGCCUACUGCGGCGAGGCGUGCCAGCGGGGCCACUGGGCGCGGCACCGGCGCGACUGCAGUCAAUGGCGCGACGACGAUGACAAACCAUCGAAGGACGCCGUCGAGGCCUUCGCGCGGUUGCGAGAUGCGUGCUACGUCGACCAGCGGCGCGGGCUGCGCAAUCUCGGGAACACGUGCUACUUCAACGCGACGCUCCAGUGCCUGGCGCGCUGCGCGCCGCUGUCCAGAUAUUUGCUGAGCGACGCGUUCGUGAAGGAUAUCAAUGAAAGUAACAAGCUCGGGUCGCCGCGGGCCGAGCUCGCGCGCGAGUACGCCGCGGCGCUCAAAAGAUGUAGAAGGGCGCCGCGCGGCGCCGUCGCGCCCAAGGGUUUGUUGAAUGCGGUCGCGCGCUUCCGGAGCGACUUCGAGGGCCGGCGCCAGCAGGACGCGCACGAGCUCCUGCAAGUGCUACUCCACGGCCUCCACGAGGACCUGAACAGGGUGCGGGGGCCGAAGCCCUACUUCACGAAGCCCGAGUCGACGAAAGCGACGGACGACGCGAAGGUAGCGAGGGCGCACGCGCGGGGCGAGGCGCUCCGCGACGACUCGGUCGUGAUGGAGGCGUUCGGCGGUUUAUUGAGAUCGACGGUCGAGUGCCCGGCCUGCGGCCACCGGUGUGCGCACUUCGAGGAGUUCCUGUCGUUGGAGGUGGAGCUCGAAGGCGAGGACAAUGGGACGGAGACGGUCGACGACGACGACGACUCGGGGAACUCGGACGACGAUUCUAAUGAUACGAUGCCGGCCGGGGCCGUGGUCCUGUACCCUUCUCCUGUAGGGAUCCCCUGCCCGCCCUUCGAGGUGCCCGACGAGGGGAGGGUCAAGGCCGUGCGCGCGGCGGCGGCGAAGGCGCUUGAUGCGAGUGUGAAUGAUGUUGUGCUCGCGACGCUGGCCGCGGGCGACGUUGUCGACGACGGCGACGAGCUCCCGGACGGUUUGGCCGCGCUCGCGCUGCCUGACAACUCGAACGCGUGCCUCGCGUACGGCGGCGAACCCCUGCCGCGCGCCGUUUUAUAUAAACCCGACGAGCCCGCGGCGGACCUCGCCGCGCGCGCGCUCGCCGCCUACGAUCAGGUAGUAGGCUCCGACCCCUGCGCGCGGCUCCGCGUCGCCGCGCGGCCCGCCAACGACGACGACGACGACGCCGUGUCGGUCGGCGACGACUGGCGCGUGGCGCGCGACCGGCGGCGGAAGAAGCGGCGCGACGGCGACUGCGGCGCGUUGCUGGGCGCGGCGCGCGUGCACCGCGUCGAUGUCGUGCUCGACGAGGACGAGGAUCCCGCCGAGAAGCCCGCCGAGAAGCCGCGCGACCGCGCCGCCGUCACAUGUGCAAUCACCUUCGCGACGGCAGCGAGGGAGACGGCCGCGGUUGUCGAAGAGGGCGAGGCGCUCGAGCGGCGGCGCCGCGCGCGCGCGGCGCGGCGGCGGUCGCGGCGCGCGCUCGCGCGCGCGGCGCGCGAGGUCGCCACGUGCGACCCGCUCGCGGGCUUAAACUUGCCCUACGUGCCGCGCGUCGCGCCGCUGUCGCUGCGGGGCUGCCUGCGGCGGUUCACGGCCCCGGAGACGUUGCUGGAGGAGGAGGCCUGGCGCUGCGAGGGCUGCGCCGCGAUGCGCCGCGCGACGAAGCGCGUCGCCGUCUGGCGCGCGCCGCGGAUCCUGGUCAUCACGCUCAAGCGCUUCGCGUUCGCGCGGUCGUCGCGCAAGGUCGAUAGGUACGUCGACUUCCCGCUCGAGGGCUUAGAUCUGGCGCCCUUCGUCGCGCACGCGGGCGGCGAGACGGGGCGCGCCGACCUGACCUACGACCUUUUUGGGGUGGUGAACCACUUUGGCGCGGCGGGCUACGGCCACUACACGGCCUUCGUGCGCGACCUCUUCGCCGUGGGCGGGCCGGGGCCCUGGCUGCGCUGCGACGACUCGAGCGUCGCCGAGGUGCCGGCCGACGACGUCCGGUCGUCGGCCGCGUACGUGCUCUUCUACGCGCGGCGCGACGCGGUCCGGGCGGAGAGCCUGUCCUCUCCUCCCGAUAGUAACGUGUGA